AUGACUAACUCUACAUAUAACUGUUCUCUUCCUUUUCAUUUUAUAAGUGAUGACAUAUUUUGUUUUUUAAAAGAUGGAUAUUUAUGUUUUAUGAAUUUAAUAAACAAUGAAAAAAAAUAUCUUUAUAUUACUUGUUCAGAAGAUGAAUGUUAUGUGCCACAAUAUUAUUUUAAUGAAAUAAAAAAUAAAUAUGAAAAAAAAGAAGAAAGUGGUAAUACAGAUAUGACAAUAGAUAUAAGAUUAAUACAAAAUGAAAACCACCAGAAAACUGUUAAUGAGACAUGUUACAUAAAAAAAUUUGUUACAAAUAAAAUAUAUCAUAAUUUAUUUUUAAUUAUAAAUAAACAUGAACAUAAUAUUUUAUGUUCCUUAUCUUUUAAAAAUAAUAACUUCCAAGUUCUUAACACUAAUUUUAUUAAAACGCUGAAAGGGGAAAUAAAAUCUAUGACAUGUAUGAAUAAUAAUAUUUUUGUCUUGAUAAAAAAAAAAAUAAAAAAUAAAAAUAAAAAAAAAUACAUAAAUAUAAAUAAAAAUAUAAAUAUAAAUAAUCAAAUCAAGAGUAAAAUAUUAAAUCAAAGUGACCUGACAUGUAAACAAACACUUGAUCAAGUACUUCUUCCAGUGAAGGGAGAGAAUAAUGUUAAUGUUAUAUGUGAAUCCAAGAAAGAAAAAAAAAAAAAAAAAGCAGACAAAAAAAUUGAGAAAAAAAAGGGGAACAUGGAAAUAAAAGAUAUCAAUGAAGAAGUAAAUGAAGAAGUAAAUGAAGAAAUAAUUGAACAUAUCAAUAAACAUACCAAUAAACAUACCAAUGAACAUAUCAGUGAAGAAAAAGAAAAUUAUAAUACGCCCUUAAAUAAUCAUGAGAACAUACAAUAUUACAUUUAUAUUUAUUCCAUAUUAAAAAAAGAAGAACCAGAUUUAAAAAAAAUACACAUUUCAAAUAUAACAUUAUCACUAAAAAAAAUGAUAAUAUGUCCAUAUGAUGAAAAUAUAAUAAUAUUGUUAUCACAUAAAAGUAUUGUAUAUAUUAUUAUGAAUAAAAAAGAUGGUGAUUUAAAAAAUUUAUUUAUUAUAAAAGAACUUUAUUUUAAUAGUCCUAUUAUUACUACAACAUGGAUAGAUAAUUAUAUAUUUUUAAUUUAUUUUUUAAACAAUGAAUUAAUAUUUUUAAAUUUUGAAAACCCUUGUAGAAACAUAUAUUAUUAUAAAUGCAUUAAUAAUUAUUCAAGCAUUACAUCUUUUUUUUAUAAGUCAAAAAAUUUGUAUAUAUCAUUUAAGACAAAAGAAAUCAUAUGUUUUAAAAUUCGUUAUUCUGAAAUUCCGUUGACUGUUUUUAAAAAGAUACACACCACUGAAGGUAAUUAUAUAGAUGCAAAAUAUUUAUUCAGAAAAAGACAUAAAUAUAUAUACUUCAAAAAAAAUGAUCAGAGAAAUAUAAAAGAUGAUAAACAAGGAAAUGUUGAUAUACAUACAAAUGAUGACACCCUUAUGGAUGAUAAUAAUAAUAAUAAUAAUAAUAAUAAUAAUGAUAAUAAUUUUUUUGAUAUAAAUAAAAGGAAAAGAAAAAAUGAUAGGAAUAACUAUGAAAUAACUUUAGAUAAUAUAUUAAGAGAAAUAAAAACAUUAGAAAAUAAAUUAUCAAACAAUGAUUAUAGUAUAUUUUAUGAAGAGAGUGAUAUAAAAAAAGAUGAAUUAAAAAAUAUGUUAAGUGCAAGAAGUUUAAGUGUUUAUAAUAAAUAUUUUCAUUUGAAUCUUAUAGGUGAUAAUAAUAAUAAUAAGAAUAGGAUUAAACAAGAUAAUACACAUAAUGUGAAUCACAAUCAAUAUGAUUGUUGUGAAAAAGAAGAUGUAUAUAUAAAUCCUUAUAUAGAAAAACAAAGAAUUUAUAAUAGUGAUGAUUAUGAUAAUGAUGAUGAUAAUAUAUUAUUUUCUCAUUUGAAUUUUUUAAAAAGAAAGAAAAAGAAAAAAUUUAAUUAUUUGAAUUAUGAUGAUGAGAAUGUUAUAAAUUUAUUAGAGUUUGUGUCUAUAAUAAAUUUACAUAAAUAUAUUUUAAAUAAUAUAAAUUGUUUUUAUAUAAUAUCUAAAUAUUUAUUUAUUUUAUUAGAUAAUGGUUUAUUAUAUUAUACCAUAAAAAAUGAUGAUGAGAAAAUAUAUGAUUUUUUAGAAUUAUCUAAUUUUUAUAUAUGUUAUUAUAAGAAUAUAAAUAAAAUAAUAGAUAUAAAAAUAAUAAAUGAACAUGAUAUAUAUUAUAUGGAUAAGAAACAUAUAAUAAAAAAUUAUUCUUUCAAAAAUAAUAAUCUAAAUAUAAUAAAUACAAACAAAAAAAUUGAAUCAUUUAAUAUAUUUUCUAUAUUAGAUAAUUGCACAUGUAUAUUUUUAUCAUUAAAUGAUGGAUCAUUUUAUUUUAUAAAUAGUACUAAACAUAAAAUUUUAUUAUAUGAUAAGUUACAGAAUUUUAGUUAUUUAAGACAUGAACAAAUAGAUUAUAAUUUAAAAAAGAAAAAAAAAUUAUAUAUACAAUAUAGUUUUUUUAAUAAAUUAAAUGAAUAUAUGUUCAAUGGUUAUUUUUAUGUAUACAAAUAUUUCAUAUUAUUCUUUUUAAUAUAUUCUACAUCUCAUAAAAAAUUCUUUAUUUAUCUAUUAGAAAAUAUAGAUAUGUAUAUUUUAUUUAAACAAAUACAUCAUACAAAUAUUCUAUCUUCAAAUAAUAUAAAAAAUAAAUAUAACAUCAAUAUGAUAAGACACAACAAAUCUUCUAAUUAUAUCUUAUAUAAUUUUUCUUUAUAUAAAACUUUAAAUAAGGAUUAUAUGUGUUUACUAUGUUCAGACAUACUUGUGUCUUAUUUUUAUGUAUUCUUUUUUGACCUUCCAAUGGAAGAGGAAAUUAAAAUGUACAUCUCACUCAAAGAGAAGAAAAAAAAAACAAAAAAGAGAAACAAAAACAAAAACAAAAACAAAAACAAAAACAACAACAAUAUUAAUGACAAUAAUAAUAAUAAUAAAAACAACAACAAUAUUUAUGAUAAUAAUUAUAAUAAUAAUAAAAAACAUAUUAAUUAUAAUAAAAGUGAUAAAAAUUUGAUGGAGAAUCAAAAUUAUGAAAUACCUAUUUGCCAAAAUGAUUAUGAUAAAUCCUAUCCUUUAUAUAAAAGAAAUAUUUUUUUCUAUAAAAUCAAAAAUAAAAAUAUUGUUUAUUCUAAAUGUAUAGGGAAUUAUAUUGUUAUUGCUGAUCAUUAUUUGAAUAUUCAUUUUUAUUAUAUUAAAGAUAUUUUUAAUUAUAUGUCCUCUGAUGAGACCCCUUCUGAGAUGCCUUGUAAUUUUUUUAUUCCACAUAAAUAUGAAGAACGUUUUGUUUAUAAAAUGAAGAAAAAAAAAGAAAAACAAAAAUAUACAUGUAACAUAAAAGAAGAGGGUGGAUUAAAUAUAAAUAAUUCAAUACAUCAUAAUGUGCAACAUAUAAUGCAACGAUUUUUUUUUUUAAAAAGAAAAAAAUUAAAAAAUACAAUCGAAUUUAAUGAUAAUAUAAUAAAGGAGGACAAACAUGAAGGGAGUAUAAAUGAAGAUAUUAAGUCUUUAUUUGAAUUGCUAGUUGAUAAAAAGAAAUCAUUUUUUUUGAAAAUUAUCAAUGGAAAAUUAAAAUAUAUAAAUGAAAGAAUACAUACAUCAGAACUAACAUUUAUAGAUAUUAUAACAUCAAAUAAUAUAUUCAUUUGUAUAUCCUUUAAUUCUGUUGAUUAUCCUCUUAAAAUAAAUUCAUAUAUAAAUAUUAAAUAUAUUCCUUAUAUAAAUAAUAAUAUACAAUAUUAUUAUCCUUUGAUCAUCACAAGUAAUAAUAACCUUGAGAAUAAUAAUAUGUAUGAUUUAUUUUUGAUCAAAAAAAAAAAUUUCCUUCUUUUAAGAAAUAAUUUAAAAGAAGAUGAACAAAAUAACAAACAACAGGAGAGUAAUCAUAUUACAUUACACAUGUCUACAUUUAUAAAAAGUGAACAAAAAAAUGAAACAUAUAAUAUACAAUGUGUUGAAGAAAAUGUAAUUAAUGUUACAACCAGUUUUAAGAAACAUAUCUCUUUUCAUCUUUCAAAGUGGAUAAUAGAAAAUAAUGACACAACAAAUUAUAUAAAUGAUACUUUGAUAAAAAAUAUGAAUAUUGUAUUUUUUAAAAUAAAAAAUAAUUUAUCAAAAAAUUAUAAAGAUAAAAAGAAAAGAACCUUCUUUGAAGAUGUUAUAUAUAUGGACAAAAAAGAUAUUGAACAUAUAGAAAAUAUAGAAAAUAAUAAAAUGAAAUACAAUAUAGAUAUAAACAAUAUUGAGAUGAAUAGGAAAACAACGACAUAUUAUGACAUAUUAAAUAAUAAAACAUUAUUAAAAAAUGUAGAAAAUUCAAAAUGUAUAGAAUCACAAAAUAAUAAUCAUAAUAUUAAUAAUAAAGAAAUAGAAUCAAAGAAUAUAUCAAAUGUCAAUAUUCAAAAUGAAGAAAAACAAUAUAUAUUUAAAGAUAAAAAUUAUAUUCCUCAUAAUAAAAACACUAAUUAUUUUUUCGACAAUGAAACAAUUAUAUUUACUUAUAUGAAAGAUAAUUGUUUAGAAAAUAUAUCUUUAAAGAAAUGCUUAGACAUAUAUCAAAAUAAAUAUUAUCUACAAGAAAUAUAUGAAAAAAGGAAAAAACACGAAAAAAAAAUUAUCCAUCUAAGAAAACAACUUAAAGAUUUAAUAAAAACAAAUUAUAAAAAUGAAUAUAUGAAAAUAGAUAGACGUACAUUUUUUUUUGAUAACAAAUAUAUAAAUGAAGAAGAUAUACUAGUUUAUGAAUAUAAAAAGAUAAAAAAACAAUUUAAAAAAAGAAAAAAACAAAAAUUAUAUAUUAUUAAUAAAUUACAAAAAAAAUGUUCUAUAUUAAAUAAAAUCGAUUUUUUAUGUUCAUUCAAAAAUAAUCUAUAUGUUGUAAAUUUUUAUAAUAAUCAAAAUAAAAAUAAAUAUCAAAAUAAAAAUAAAUUUCAUAAUUAUAUAUCAUAUACAUCCAACAAAUCAAAUCAUUUAUCUAAUUCAAAAAUUAAUUUAUCAUCUCAUCAUUAUUUAUCAUCUUAUAAUUUAUGUGUAUCUCUUUAUGCAGACAAAAUCAAAUGUUUACGAUUUUUACAAAUAAAAGAAUUUUUUUUUUUACACAAUAUAGAUAAGAACAAUACAUUAUUUUAUCUCAAAGAUUAUAGUGAUUAUAUUGAUAGAUAUCUUCAAGACUUCUCUUCUCUUUAUUUUCAUCAUUAUAAUCCAUGUACUUAUAUUAAUUUAAAUUUUCUAUAUGCAAACUUAUUUAAUGUGAAUCCUUUACAAGGAGAUGUAGAUGACUUAAGAUGGAACUACCUCCUUUAUUCUCCGUAUGAAAUUUUUACAAACUCUAGGAAGAGGCUCCAGUGUUACAUCUUAAAAAUAUUAAUAGAUCAGAAAAAAAAAAAGUUUCAAAACGAUUUUGAAAAUCUAAAAGAAGAAAAAGGUCAUUGCCUCAAGGAAAUUAAUUUCUUAAUAAAUAAACUUAAAACAUCAUUACAAGACGUAGAAAAAUAUAUGAACUACAAUUUUUCUUAUUAUAUGAAUAUGAAAUUAUUUAUAAAAAAUCAUCCAUGGUCUGACAAACAGGGAAUAUACAAUAUGCCAGAUGCUAUAAAAAAAGACCUUUUAUUAAAAAUACAAUUAAACAAAUUAAACAUUCAAACAAAAAAAGAUAUAAAUGAAGAAAAAGAAAAUAUUCAUGUGAAUACAUGUACACAAUAUUGUAAUUUGAAGCACGACAUGGACAAAUCUCCAUCCACUAAUAUGUUUCAAAAUGAAGAAACGAUAAAAAUCACAAACAACAAUCUUAAUAAAGAACGUUUAGAAAUUUAUGAAAUGAAAAAAAACGUUAUCAUAAAUAAAUUAAUGGACAUAAAAAAUUACAUAUUUCAAAUAAAUGAAAAAUGUGAAGAAUUUAACAAAAAAUUGAAAAUAUUACAUAAGCAAAAACGUAACAUGCAUAAACUUAUAAUCAUACAUGAGUUAUAUUGUAUUUCUAUAUAUUCUCUUUUAAUAAAUGAAGAAAAUAAAUCUGAAAUAUUAAGAGCAGUUAAUAUAAAAAGAGAAAAAAUAGAAACCUUAAUGAAACAAUUGGAAGGCUUCAUUAAAGACAUAAACACAUCAAAGAAUAAAGAUUCCAUGUUACAAGAAAAGAAAAAACUCCUAAAAGAAAAAUAUGACAAUGCCAUAAAAUUAAAUAAUUUAAUGACAGAAAAAAAAAAAAAAUUCGAAAAGAAAUUCUUACAUGAAUGUAUGAAUUUUGACGUUUUGAUAGAACAAAAAUAUGAAAAUGUCAUAGGUUUUUAUUAUAAUUCCAAUAAGAAUAUUUUUUUAAAAAAAAAAAUCAUCCAAAAACACGUGCAAGAAGCUAAUCAAAUAAUCCAAGAAAUUUUUGAAUUGAGAAAAAAUAUAACAAAUAUAAAAGACGAAAUUUAUAAGAAUAAAAUCAAAAAUAAAUACUUGAACUUUUUAUUAAUGGAUAUAGAAGAAGGAGUCUAUGAUGUAAAGUAUCUAAAACAAAAUUGUGAAUUCUUAUUUUGUGAUAUAAAUAAUGUUAUUAGUUCUCUUGAAAAGAAAAAGAAAAAUAGAGAUUUAAUAUUUCACAUAUCUGAGCAAAAAUUAAAAGAACAAAUAAAUACUGUGACCACAAAAACUCUUGCCAUAAAACAUGAAAAUAAAAUAUUACAAGAAAAUGCGAAAAGUUUAGAAAAAGAAAUUGAAGAAUUAAAAGAAAAAAAAAGUUCUACUAUCCAAUUAAAAACAAAAUCCUUAUCUUUACACAUUCAUGAUAAUAAGCAGGAUGAAAUUAAUGAGAAUAAAAUAGUAGAGGAAGAAAAAAUUGUCCACAGUGAAAAUAUUUCUCAUACUACAAAACAAAAUAAAGAGGAAAAAAAGAAAAACAAAAAUAUAUUCACAACAAAAGAUAUAUAUGAAAAGAGUCUCCUUUUAAAAAAGAAAUAUAAAUAA
Plasmodium adleri (nom. inval.) is the source of this 7011-nucleotide messenger RNA. RefSeq names its product conserved Plasmodium protein, unknown function. The coding region runs from base 1 to 7011 and encodes 2336 amino acids. The record is from RefSeq and is a predicted model, not a curated record. The transcript is spliced from 13 exons. Lineage: Eukaryota; Apicomplexa; Aconoidasida; Haemosporida; Plasmodiidae.